AUGUAUGACAAUUUGAAAGGGAAGAAUGUAAUGAUAGACAUUAGUGAUGGCACUAGUGAUGAUGACGGACAUAGCGAUGAUGAUGGAUAUGGUGAUGAUGAUGGACAUAGCGAUGAUGACGGAUAUGGUGUUGAUGACGGACUUGACGAUUAUCGGUUGGAUGAAUUAACGGAAGAAGAUGUUUAUGAAAUGACAUUUGAUUCGGAUGAGGAUGGAGAAAGAUUCUAUAAUGCAUAUGCCAAAGUGAAAGUCUUUAGUGUCCGAAAGGAUAAUAUUCACAAGGACAAUGAGGAUAUUGUUACUUUAAGGAAGUGGGUUUGCUCAAAAGAAGGAUAUCGAGAAGCUAAGUAUAUAGAAAGAGAAGAUCGAAAAAAAGAGCCGAUGGCACAAACUAGAGUUGGAUGUCCUGCUAUAUUUCAUCUCAAAUUAGAUCGAAAAUCAAACAAAUACGUGGUUGCUAACUUUGUAAGCUUCCACAACCAUAACUUGAUAGGGCCUAUGGGUGUGCCCUUCCUCCGCUCUCACAGGAAGGUUCGUAGUCCUGAUAAAGCCUCGGCCAAUACAAUGCAUAAAGUUGGCAUUAAAACAAGUCAUAUUAUGGAUUUUGCCGCACAACAAUCUGGUGGAUAUAACAAGGUUGGAUACACACAAAAAGAUCUUUAUAAUCAUUUUACAGCUCAACGCAAAAUAGAGGUUGCGGAUGGGGACGCGGAAGAAGCAUUAGCCUAUUUAUGUGCGAAAGCAGAAUAUGACCCCUUGUUCUAUUACAAGUAUGACGUGGAUGAGCAAAAUCGGUUAAAUAAUAUGUUUUGGAGAGAUUCAACAUCUCUAACAGACUACCAGUGCUUUGGAGACGUGCUACUAUUUGAUGCUACUUAUCGAACGAAUGCUUAUGGGAAGCCUUUUGUGAUACUAGUUGGAGUUAAUAGUCACUUCCAAACUGCAAUAUUUGGGUGUGCAUUGUUGACUGCUGAGACUGUUGAGACUUAUACAUGGGUAUUGGAAAAGUUUCUUGAUUCCAUGGGCAAUGAAAAAAUGCCAAUGUCAGUAAUGACAGAUGGAGAUAAGGCCACGAGGAGAGCAAUAAAAACUGUGUUGCCUAAUACUCGUCAUCGUUUAUGCAAAUGGCAUCUGAAAAAGAAUGUUGUGAGUAAUGUCCAUGUUUCCGGAUUCCUAUGUGACUUUGAAAAAUGCAUGUCAAUGCCAACUGAAGAAGAGUUUGAAAUUGUAUGGACAAAUCUUGUGGACAACUAUAAUCUUCAUGAAAACAAUUGGGCGAUAGAGGUUUACAAAAAAAGGCACCUAUGGGCUGAGGGGUACUUGCGAGGUAUUUUUUUUGCAGGAGCAAGAAGCACACAACGUGUUGAGGGAAUGAACGCAUUUAUGAAUGGAUUCCUAAAACUACGUUUACGGCUUUUUGAAUUUGUACAAGCAUAUGAUAGGGCUCUUGCUAAACUUCGACAUAAUGAGGCUAAGGCACAAGUAGAGAGUGAGAAUAGUACUCCCAUUCUUUCUACAGCCAUGAAACGCAUUAGCAUGCAGCUGAAUCACUUAAUAAACAAAUCCAACUCCCGUACAGAGGACAAGUCCUUUAAUGCAUGGAGAAAACGCUUAUUGACUCCAAAUUCUGAUGUUGGACAUAGAAUAGUCCCCAUUAUGUACAACACAAAUGAAACCUUGAAGUCAUCGUCGUCCUUUUUGUUGUUCAUCAAAUAA
Molecule: messenger RNA, 1716 nt
Organism: Rhododendron vialii
Lineage: Eukaryota; Viridiplantae; Streptophyta; Magnoliopsida; Ericales; Ericaceae
Product: protein FAR1-RELATED SEQUENCE 5-like
Exons: 2
Coding region: 1-1716 (571 amino acids)
Source: RefSeq, a predicted model, not a curated record